AUGGCAGAUGCAGUUGCAACAGCCGCCCGCCGCAUGCGGUCUUUCUUUCGUAGCAUCAUGGCUCUCCUCAAGCGGUUCAUGAUGUUUCCCUCAGGACUUGGGGAUGCAUCUGACUCAAGACGCGGAUCCAUUUCCAGCAUCAAACGACGCUGUCGAUCCCUCGAUGAGCUAUCGAAAGAAAUUGAGCGUCUUUUCACUGGCCACUUGGACGUUGCGAAUCUCUUGGCCAUGUCACGGAAGAUCCGCGCGCAGAUUGACGCCUGUGCCAAGUCGAGCCCAGUCUCCAUGCUCCCGUCUUUCAACCAUACUCUCCCCACUGGCAAUGAGACAGGUACAUACCUUGCCAUGGACCUGGGAGGAUCGACGUUUCGCGUUGCGCUUGUUGAACUUUCUGGGGGUGGGAAGAUGAGGAUCAUCCGUGUGAAGGUCUCAGCAAUUGAUGAGCCGGUAAAGUUGUUGGAAGGGAAAGCUUUUUUUCGCUGGAUGGCGGAAAGAAUUGAGGAGAUGCUAAGCGGUGGUGACGAAAAGUAUGGCCUAGACUCAGCACCUCUGCCAAUCGGUCUAUCGUGGUCGUUUCCGAUUGAGCAGACCUCGAUACGCAGCGGACGCGUCAUUUCCAUGGGCAAGGGGUUCCUGUGUUCUGAUGGUACCGUGGGUGACGACCUAAGCGAAUUGAUCAUGGAUGCUUGUAGGGAGCGAAAUCUCAAUGUCAGAAUCGAUGCCAUCGUCAAUGACAGCUCUUCUACCCUGCUCUCUCGUGCUUACACAGACUCAUCGACCCGGGUAUCUUUGAUCUUAGGCACUGGUACCAAUGCCGCCAUUCAUUUCCCCAUAAAUGCCAUUGGGACCGCCAAGUUUGGAAACAGACCGGCAGAGUGGUUCGAUGCAGCUGAUCACGUAAUUGUCAAUACCGAACUUAGCAUGUUUGGUGGCGGGGGAGUCUUACCAACGACUAUCUGGGACGAUUAUCUCAACCGCACACAUUUAAAGCCCGAUUAUCAACCCCUGGAGUAUAUGUGCACGGGACGAUAUCUAGGUGAGAUUGUGCGGCUGGUCAUACUGGAUGCUGUCAAGACUGCUGGUCUGUUUGGAGGUUUCCUCCCUGAAUCCAUGCGGAAUCCGUACUCUUUUGACACCGCCAUCGCCGCCUACAUACAAGAAGAUACCUCCCCCUCCCUUACUGCUUCCUCUUUAUUCCUGCAAAAAAGCCACACCUUUACCAUCCCCCCAUCUCCUCCCGAUCUUCUAUUCCUCCAACAAAUCUGCGGCUACGUCACUCGCCGAGCAGCAGCAUACCUAGCGACUGCCAUCCACGCCCUCUGGUGUCUACGGAACAACACUGAAGCACCCAUAAUUCUCCCCACCCCCGACUCCACCUCCACAACGAACGAAAGAGCUGUUGCCAGCGGAAACAAUCCUCCAAAGAACGACACCGCCGAUAAUAGUGAACUGAACGUCACGAUCGCCUGUGAUGGGGCUGUCAUCAACAAAUACCCUGGCUUCCACAAGCAGUGCCAACACUACCUCAACGAGCUGACACUGGAAAGAGAUUCGUCCCUCCCAUCCCCUCCCCUCUCCCUCUCCCAUUCUGUGACGGCCUCCUCACCCUCGAAGCAACUGAUUACCUCAGUCGUCACAUCGCCCACCAUCACUCUCGAGUUAGCUGAUGAGAGCGCGAUAUAUGGUGCUGCAGUGGCGGUGGCGGUGGCUGUUCCAGGAAAUUAA
Molecule: messenger RNA, 1725 nt
Organism: Paracoccidioides brasiliensis Pb18
Exons: 1
Coding region: 1-1725 (574 amino acids)
Biological process (GO): glycolytic process; glucose 6-phosphate metabolic process; intracellular glucose homeostasis
Cellular component (GO): cytosol; mitochondrion
Molecular function (GO): fructokinase activity; D-glucose binding; glucokinase activity
Source: RefSeq, a predicted model, not a curated record